Messenger RNA from Pelodiscus sinensis (Chinese soft-shelled turtle), 4561 nucleotides. The record is from RefSeq and is a predicted model, not a curated record. Lineage: Eukaryota; Metazoa; Chordata; Testudines; Trionychidae.
GAGGGAGCAAAGCAAGUGGCCCAGGGAGCACAGGCCAGGGGAAGAGGGAGGUAUUGUGGGGAGCAUGCUGCAGGGAGGAAACAGUGAGGGUUCCCAGCAGUGGGGAGCACAGGCCCAAAAUGGGCAUGACGGGGGGAUUCCAGCAGUGGGGGAGGAGGGGAACCCUGGGCGCAAGGUGAGACUGGCAGCAUGGGGAAAAAACAUCUAUUUAGUGUGACAAUUCAGUGCUUCUAGUGAGAGCCUCCUCCACGCCCAGGUCUGGGUCUGGGCUAGAACUCAAUGCUCCUGACUCCCAGCUCCCCUGCACUAAGCCGCUAGACCUCACACCCCUCUGAGUGCUAAGAACAGACCCACCAGGUUCUAUCGGCCACAACAUCACAGGCCCUACGCACGUCCUAUGCCCCCGCUCCGUGAGUCAUGGGAAUGUGCUAGAACUGGAGCUUCCACUUCUCAUCCUUGUGGUUGGGGAGCAAAGUAGGAAAAUAAAGCCCAGGGCUCGCUAACCCAGCCCUGCCAGCCUGAGUCUACAGACAGCCUGUGCUGAUGGCUCCAAGACAGGGCAGUGGACCUGGGCAUCUCACGGGCGUGUUCCCUCUGAUCCCCACUGCUCUGGGGGUCCUGUCAGUUCCAGCAGAUCUAAGCAGACAUACCCCAGCUACUAGGGGGGGGUGCUGGCAACCCAUCCUCUGCGUGCAGCUGUCAGGCCCCUCUGCUGGGGUGGGGUCACCAUUUGUGAGGAGGUCCAGUGCAGAGCUGGGAGCCAUAGGGUGUGGGGUGAGCCUGCAGUGCAGGAGGGGCCAUGGUGUGUGGGAAGGAGCCAUGGUGCAGGGAUGGGCUCAAGGGGGGUGUUGGGCUGUGGAACAGAGGUUGGGCUACAGAGCAGGUUUGUGGUGCAGGGGAUACAGCCAUGGUGAUGGGCUGUGGCUAUGGUGUGGAGGUGGGGAAUAAUGGGGAGGUGUGGUCAUGGUGCAGCAGGCAGGGAUAUGUCCCAGGAGUACUGUCCUGAUGUGGAGCCACAAUUCUAUGCAAUAGAGGUGGCGCUCCAGUGCAGGGGCGUGGCUACGGAUUGAUGGUGGGGCAAUAAAGAAGGGGGCGUGGUUAUGGUAUGGAGGUGGGGCUCCAGAGCAGGGGCGUGGCUAUGUCAUGGAGGGUGGGGAUAUGGAAUUAGGGGUGUGGCCUCAAACCCCUGCUUUUGGCUGCCCCCUGUUCAUUCCUUUCUCUGUUCCCCUCUCUCCUCACCCUUCUAGGCACUUCCCACCCACCAACCAUGGCUUGCCUGCUGCUGGUGCUGCUAUUGAUGGCAGGGACCCUGGUGUCCUGGGCUGCCUCCUGCCCCUUCCACUGUGUGUGCCAGAACCUCUCCGAGUCACUGAGCACCCUGUGUGCCAACAAGGGGCUGCUCUUCAUCCCAGCCAACAUUGACCGACGCACGGUGGAGCUGCGCCUGGCCGACAAUUACAUCCGCGUGCUGGAGCCCCAUGACUUCCUCAACAUGAGUGGCCUGGUGGACUUGACCCUCUCCCGCAACACCAUCGACAGCAUUCGGCCCUUCGCCUUUGGGGACCUGGAGAGCCUGCGCUCCCUGCACCUGGACGGCAACAGGCUGAUGGAGAUCGGCGAGGAGGCUCUGCGUGGGAUGCUCAACCUGCAGCACCUCAUCCUCAACAACAACCAGCUCGAUGAUUCCCUGCUGACUCUGGAGGACCUGGAUCUGUCCUACAACAACCUGCGCCGUGUCCCCUGGGAGGGCAUCCGAGGCAUGGUCUACCUGCACACCCUCAACCUGGACCACAACCUCAUCGACUCCAUCAUGGAGGGCACGUUCUCUGAGCUCUACAAGCUCUCCCGCUUGGACAUGACCUCCAACCGGCUGUACACCUUGCCCCCGGACCCGCUCUUCGCUCGCUCCCAGAUGGGCGUCAUCAGCCCCACCCCCUAUACUGCCACCAUCGUGCUGAGCUUUGGGGGCAACCCCCUGCAUUGCAACUGUGAGCUGCUAUGGCUGGGGCGGCUGGCAGGGGAGGACGGCCGCUACUUCUGGUCAGUGCCCGAGGAGGAGUUCACCUGCGAGCCGCCCCUCAUCACCCGCCACACACACAAGCUGUGGGUGCUGGAGGGCCAGCGGGCCACCCUGAAGUGCCGUGCCAUUGGGGACCCCGAGCCAGUGAUCCACUGGGUAUCACCUGAUGACAAGAUCAUCUCCAAUUCCUCCCGGACUAUCUCCUUCCGCAACGGCACCUUGGAUGUGCUGGUAACCACAGUGCGGGAUGAUGGCCCCUACACCUGCAUCGCCAUCAAUGCAGCAGGUGAGUCCACUGCCCUAGUGGACCUCAAGAUUAUCCCUUUGCCCCAUCGAGGCAACGGGAGCAGCAGCACAGUGCUGCGCCAUGACCCAGGCUCCUCCGACAUUGCCACCAAGACAGCAGCCAACACCACUGACCUGGGGGUGGGUGAGAGGAGCGUGGAGGUGUCUGACGUGACAGCUGACUCGGCCUUGGUGCACUGGGCCAUGGACAGGUCGACCCACACCGCCUGGAUGUACCAGAUCCAGUACAACUGCACCGUGGAUGACACCCUGAUCUACAGGAUCAUCCCAGCCAGCAGCCGCCACUUUGUGCUGAAGCACCUGGUGGCAGGCGUGGAUUACAAUCUGUGCGUCCUGGCCAUCUUCGACGACGCAGCCACCUCGCUGGCUGCCACGCACCUGCUGGGCUGUGCCCAGUUCUCCACGCAGGAGGCGUACCCCGACUGCCACUCGCUCCACGCCCACUUCCUGGGGGGCACCCUGACGGUCAUUGUGGGGGGCAUUAUUGUGGUGACCCUGCUGGUUUUCACUGUGGUCAUGAUGGUGAAGUAUAAGUUCUGUGGCAGUGCCCAUUCCGGCAUGCCCAAAGUCUCCAACAUGUACUCCCAGACCAACGGCGGGCAGCCGGGGGUGCUCAACGGGAUGCUGCCACAGCGGGGCCCCCAGCGGGAGCGGGGGCCGAAGGUGCAGCGCCGGAGGGCGAGGGGCAAGCCCGCCCGGCAGGAGGCACUGGAGCGCAGGACGGCAGAGGGGGUGGUGGCGUGCCCGGGGGACCUGCCGGAGCUGGGGACCUCCAAGGCCAAGCGGAGCUGCUCAUUGGACAUGGGGGAGAUUUCCGCCAGCGCCUGCUAUGGUUAUGCCAAGCGGCUGAGCAUCAUGUGGACCAAGCGCAGCCAGUCAGUGCACGGGAUGCUGGCCAACUGCACAGCUGAGGGGGAGGACAAGAGGGAUGGGGCUUUGGCCAGUGCAGAUGAGCUGGAGGAGAGCGUGGUAUGACCCAGGAGGGUGGGAGUGCAUCGCACUGGAGCAGCUGGCUUAAUGCCGGGGAGGGGACAGCUGAGGAGGGGGAAGAUGGCCUCAAAGCUGAUGUGGUGACACUCCGCUGGAUGUAGUGACAGCCGACUGGACGUGGUGACACUCAAGCCAUUCCAGUAACCACCUCUCUGAGACGGUGACAUGCCAGCCAACGUGGCAACCCCUGAUCUAACCCAGCCACUCUUGAGCCAACACAGUGACCCCAGGUCUGACCCCACCAGGCCUUGGCUGGCACAGCAGCACCCCCCAACACUGAAUUUUCUCCAGGGAGAGUGUCCAGUUGGCCAGAGACACAAUCCCACAUGGUUGGGGGAGGGUUUGGAUUCUGCCAUCGGACGUGGUUUGACUCUGCACCCAAGGCGGGGAAUGCCUGGAACCCCCAGCUCUUCGUGCUGCCCCCUCAUCUUGAUGCACAUGGGGUGAGACGCACAGAUUGGAACAGGAGGGCUGGGAGGAACUGGAACCAGAUCAGAGAAGCGGGGCCAGGACAGGCAGGCAGUACCAGAUCACAGAGCGGGUGGGCCUGGAUGGGGAUUGAUAGAGACCAGAAAAGGAGGGGGCUCCUUUAGAGGGAAUAGGCCCUGGAUUGGAGAGCGACCUGGAUGGGCCCUGCUGGGGAAGGGUCUGGCUAGGAGAUGGGCCCUGGAUUGGAGAGAGGGCCCAAAGGGGAACGAUAACGUGACUGCAGAAGGUGCACCCGGAAGGGGAGCUGGUCCUGGGUCGGAGGCUGGAUGGGGAAUCAGAACCGAGUAUUUUAUGUUUGGUUUUUAAACUCAUUUGCCUAAAUAAAUAAACAAACCUGAGUCUGUGAGGACUGGAGCUCUGGCAAUAGAAGGAGAGCAGCAGGGAUGGGUUGUGAGUGCUGGAUCCCUGUAUUAACAGCCCCUCUGCCCCCUCCAGAGGCUGCUGUGUCCUUGCACCAGGUGGGGGAUCCCUGAAUUAGCAGCCUGCUGCAGCAGCUCUGCCUGGCGCUACUUGUAACUGAUGUGCUGCUUUCUCAGAAGGCUCGGAGCCUGAGCCCAUGGCCCCGAGGGGACAGAGCUGCCCGGAGUGUGCGCGUGUGGUGUGAGGUUGUGGGUCACCAACCCGCACUGGGAGCCUGGCAAGGGCACGCGAUUGUGUGGGGGGGAGGGAGGCUGUGGGGAGCAGGACUGAGAGCUGCAGCUCCAGACCUUGACAUUUCUAAACAACAAGAAUUGCCACGGCAACAGCAGCAGGCAC